AUCGCUCAGUCCUCCGUAUUCCGUCGAACUUGUCUGCCGUCCCGUCGAUAGUUUCGCGUCCUCGCGGAUUCUUUUCCCUUUGUCAGUUAAAGUGAGUGAAAUUGGUGUGAGUGUGGGGUUGUGCAAUUACGAAAUAUCCUGGUGGAAAUCAGUGACCUCAUUUGCAUUCGUAACUGAAAUCGAAGUGUAGUAAGUGGAAUUAUAGCACCAAGUGAAGAAUCUAGAAAGUGACGCCCUUUGAAGUGAAACAUGGCUGGGAAAGGCGAAGGGAAAGGUGAAAAUGUGGCCAAACUGGCCAAUCGGAUUGCCGCCAUCAAGUACACGCUGUUCUGCUUCAACAUCGUGUCCUGGAUUAUCGGCGCCGGGUUGUUCGCCUUCACGAUCUACAUCCGAGCCGAGCCCGGUUUCGAUGAGUGGGUCGCCCUGCUGGACAUCUACCAGUACUACAUCGGUGUAUACAUCCUGAUCGGCACCGGCGCCCUGGUCAUGAUCUUCUCCUUCCUCGGCUGUUGCAGUGCCCUCAUGGAACACUCAACGGCUCUGUACGCGUUCAUCGGGACGCAAGUUUUCCUCUUCUUGGCCACCGUUGUGGGAUCGGCCAUCAUCCUGGACUUUUCGACGAUGAAUUCCAGCAUCCAGCCGCUCAUCCGCCAGACCAUGCUGCGUUUUAUCAUGACAUCGGAACACCCGCAUUCGUCGGCCGCCCUGAAGCUGAUCCAAGAAAGCAUCGGAUGCUGCGGAGCUGAUGGCCCCAACGACUACAUGGUCCUGCGUCAACCCCUCCCACUCGAAUGCCGCGACACCGUCACCGGAAAUGCCUUCUUCCACGGAUGCGUUGACGAGCUUACCUGGUUCCUGGAAGACAAAUCUAUGUGGGCUGCCGUCAUGGCCAUGGUGCUGUCGGCUAUUCAUACUGCCAACGUCGUCCUCGGUAUCGUCCUGGUCCAGGCCCUGAAACGCGAGGAGGAAGCCAUGUACAGACGCUGAACGCACCAACAUCAACGGCGCUGCACCACGCCAUACGCAACCCGAGAAUAUGACAGUUUUUCCUCUUAGUUAAAAUUAGUUUCUACCAUCAGCAGUUCUAGAGUAAUUAUUAUUAUUAUUAUGUGCCAACACGGGGGGACAAACAACCGAUACUACCACCACGUAGCCAUUAAGUCCACUAUUAUAAGCGAAAACAAAAAGAGAAAAAUGAGAAUAAAUUUUACACCUGGUGAGCAGCGUGCAGAUGAGGGAAACUCAUCGUCCCGUCGCGCCCCGUCAGGAUGAUCAUCAUCAUCCGGUGUAGAAACAAACCCUGGCUUGGA
This is a messenger RNA of Aedes albopictus (Asian tiger mosquito), 1310 nucleotides long. It is a transcript of the gene Tsp2A, whose product is annotated as tetraspanin-2A. The coding region runs from base 250 to 987 and encodes 245 amino acids. Lineage: Eukaryota; Metazoa; Arthropoda; Insecta; Diptera; Culicidae. Gene Ontology annotation, cellular component: plasma membrane. The transcript has 5 exons. The record is from RefSeq and is a predicted model, not a curated record.